AUGGAGGAAUUGGCCCGGGAGAGCAUCAGCCUGCUGGCUCGGUCUGCAUCUCAUGCAGAUCCUCCGCGGCUCGGCUCGUUCGGUGCCGUGUUCAUCAUGCUGAAGUCUGCGCUCGGAGCCGGACUGCUUAACUUCCCCUGGGCUUUCCAGAAGGCGGGGGGAGUGACGACUGCCAUCACUGUGGAGAUGGUAUCCCUGGUAUUUCUCAUCAGUGGUCUGGUCAUCCUGGGCUAUGCGUCGUCUGUCAGCAGACAGAAAACCUAUCAAGAUGUCGUGAGGGAGGUGUGUGGACGAGCCGUGGGUCAACUCUGCGAGGUCUGUUUCUGCUUCAACCUCUUCAUGAUAUGUGUUGCCUUCCUGGUGGUGGUGCAGGACCAGCUGGAGAAACUGUGCAUUUCCUUAUAUGAGACUGUGACCGGGUCAGUUGAGGGAGAAAUGCCGUAUCACUGGUACACUGACCAAAGAUUUGCCCUCUUCAUCAUGUGCCUCGUCAUCAUCCUACCACUGUCCAUCCCAAAAGAAAUCGGUAUCCAGAAAUACACAAGUGUGUUGGGGACACUGGCUGCUACAUAUCUGUGUGUGGCAGUGAUUGUCAAAUAUUACCUGAUGGAGAGCCAUGAAGUCAUCAUAACUCCAGAGCACAGCGAAGGUGUGAGUUCAUGGGCAUCGAUGUUCAGUGUGGUGCCAACCAUCUGCUUUGGCUUCCAGUGCCAUGAGGCCUGUAUAGCAAUCUAUAGCAGCAUGGAGAACCAGAAGCUCUCCCACUGGGUGCUCAUCUCUGUGGUCUCCAUGUUUUUCUGUUUGCUCAUCUACACUCUAACUGGUGUGUAUGGCUUCAUGACGUUCGGACGAGUGGUUGCCUCAGAUAUUUUGAUGUCAUAUCCAGGAAAUGAUGUGGUCAUGAUCAUUUCCAGACUACUUUUUGGAAUAUCAAUUAUCACCAUCUAUCCUAUCAUUCUUCUCCUGGGGAGAUCGGUCAUCCUGAACCUGAUGUUACGGAUUCAGAGGCGUCGCUGGGGAAUUGUCACUCACUCAUUUGAGAGUCGCUGCAGAGUCGUUCUCACUGUGAUCUGGAUCACCAUCACUCUUCUCAUUGCAAUGUUUGUCCCAGACAUGGGAGAGGUCAUCAGUGUCAUCGGAGGAAUCAGUGCCUUCUUCAUCUUUAUCUUUCCUGGUCUUUGCUUAGUGUUCACAAUGCAAACAGAAACUGUGACUCCAAGAAUCAGGGUGAUUUUAACAGUUUGGGGAGUCAUAACCAUUGUAGUAGGAGCCUUCAUCUUUGGACAGAGUACAACCAUUGCUGUCAUGGAGCUUUUUCGCAAAUUUUGA
Molecule: messenger RNA, 1329 nt
Organism: Toxotes jaculatrix (banded archerfish)
Lineage: Eukaryota; Metazoa; Chordata; Actinopteri; Toxotidae
Gene: slc38a8b
Product: solute carrier family 38 member 8b
Exons: 10
Coding region: 1-1329 (442 amino acids)
Biological process (GO): amino acid transmembrane transport
Molecular function (GO): amino acid transmembrane transporter activity
Source: RefSeq, a predicted model, not a curated record